AUGAGGAUGGAAGAAGAACUGUGCACCUCAGCACUUGCCCAGGAAGAAGCAAACAGAACAGCUGGAAAUGAAUCAUUGAGGAGUGCAGGCAGAUGCCUUGGCAUGUGGGAUAAUCUUACCUGUUGGCUGUCUACUUCCAUUGGACAAACUGUUAGUGCACCCUGUCCCCAAGCCUUUCAAAUAGUCACUGGACAAACAGGGUUUAUGUAUCGUAAUUGCACCAGAGAAGGCUGGUCAGAAAAAUAUCCCAAACCAUAUAUUGCUUGUGGCUUAAAUGCCAAACAACUUAAUGCCCCUAUAACUGAGUGGGAAUCUAAGGGCAGAUGCAAGAUGAUCAUAGCCUUUGUUAACUUCUGCAUCAUGGCAAAUUAUAGUUGGCUUCUUGUAGAAGGACUUUAUCUCCACAGCCUGCUGGCCAUUUCUUUCUUCUCCGACCGAAAGUUCUUCUGGUGGUUUGUGGCUCUGGGAUGGGGUGCUCCAAAGUUAUUUGUAAUUGCAUGGGUCAUAGCCAGACUAUUACAUGAAAAUGCUGGGUGCUGGGAUAUGCAUCUUACAUAUGCCCUGUGGCUCAUUCAAGGCCCGGUGGUGGCUUCUAUUGCAAUCAAUUUCAUUCUAUUUGUUAAUAUUGUAAGGAUUCUGAUGAGCAAACUGCGAUGGCCAGAUGGAAGAGGCAAGGACUCCAGUCAAUACAAGAGGCUUGCUAAAUCAACACUUGUGCUCAUCCCUCUCUUUGGAAUCCAUUACAUUCUUUUUGCUUUUUUCCCUUUUGAUACCACAAAUGGCACCAUGGAAGUUCAAGCUCUGUUUGAAAAAGCCCUAGGAUCUUUCCAGGGUUUGGCUGUGGCUGUGCUUUACUGUUUUCUUAAUGGAGAGGUCCGGCAGGAGCUUCACAGAAAAUGGUGGCAGUGGCAUUUAAGGAAUCAUCUCGGUUCCCAUAAGCACCACAGCUCUUUGUUUCCGAAUGAAGUAAGCGGACUCACUCAAGUCUUGCAGCUGACAAAGCCUGGUUCCCAGGAGGAAAGGCGACCUUCUCACCCAAUUCUGAGCAAACUGUAA
This is a messenger RNA of Thamnophis sirtalis, 1056 nucleotides long. The record is from RefSeq and is a predicted model, not a curated record. Lineage: Eukaryota; Metazoa; Chordata; Lepidosauria; Squamata; Natricidae.